This is a messenger RNA of Cololabis saira (Pacific saury), 3653 nucleotides long. RefSeq names its product exocyst complex component 3-like 2a (gene exoc3l2a). The record is from RefSeq and is a predicted model, not a curated record. Lineage: Eukaryota; Metazoa; Chordata; Actinopteri; Beloniformes; Belonidae. Gene Ontology annotation, molecular function: SNARE binding. The coding region runs from base 195 to 2978 and encodes 927 amino acids. The transcript has 14 exons. Gene Ontology annotation, cellular component: exocyst. Gene Ontology annotation, biological process: exocyst localization; exocytosis.
ACACCUCUCUCUCUCAGACACACUCGUCACUCGCCCUCACACACUCGUCUGUCCCUCUCUCUCUCCCUCACACACUCCUCUCUCGCCUCACUUUGUCUCAGACUCCCGUCCUGGCAGCAGCUCCUUCUCGUCUCUCUGCAGGAUGAAGGACUGAAUCUCCGCUCCGUCAGUUUGUUGAAGUGCCGGCCGCCGUCAUGCCCAUCCUGAAGAAGCUCCCGGGACGAUCGAAGAGCUGCCAGGAGUUUCCCCGAGUCAACGGGGAUCUGAUCCUGCCCCGGCUGGACCUGGACCUGCAGGACCUGAACCGCCUCAACAAGAACCUGAACCCGUUUGAGGAUGUGGACCUGGGGGAGGACGAGCCCCGGGACCUGGGCCUCAUCAUGGGGGAGGAACUCGGGGUCCGGGGGGGGAACUUCCACCUGAAAAGCUCCCGCGACGGCGAGGAGGAGGAGAACGAGCUGAACGCCGAGCGGCACGGCGCCGGGAACGCCCGGGGGAAGCCGCUCCGCGGGACGCUGGAGCGGAUCUGCGGCGUGUCGCCGCUCAAGACGCUGGGGAAGCUGGGGAAGGGGCUGCGCAUCUCCGGACGCCAUGUUUGGGGGGGCGGCUCGCCCCAGCAGCACCCUGGGGACUCCAACACCCUGGAGAAGGAGAAGAGGAAGGGACUCCGCAGGAGUUCUGAGGGAAUCAUGACCCUGCUCCGCUUCACCGGCCGGCGUAAGGAGCAGCGCCGCGAGAGCCUGCCCUGCGGCGACCUGAGCACCGACAGCGAGGCGGAAAGUUCCCGCCGCUCCUCCUUCCUCCGGAUCGUCAGCCUGGGGAAGCUGAAGAGAGAAUCCAUGUCGGACAAAACGUCCCAGGAGGAGGACGAGGAGGAGGAAGAGGAGCCGCCGGUGAAGACCAGGGAGCCGCUCUCAGUCCUGGAGAUCCUCCAGCUGGUGAACCACCGGGACCUUCUCCUGGCCGACACCCACAUCCAGGAGCUGGAGAGAGAGAGUGAACUCUUGUCCACCAGCCUCCCCUGCACUUCCUGUCCCAGCACGCCCCCUGGGUCGUUCCCGGUGCCGUCCUCGACCCCGGACGAGUCCCUGAGCUGCAGCGCCACGCUGGACUCCAGCCGGCGGAAGGCCAAGGACGUGGAGCUGCUGUACGAGGCGCUGCAGAAGGAGAUGUGGGACGUGGUGCGGGAGUCGCUCCGGCAGCCCAGCGCCGGCCCAAACCUGGGCCUGGUGGUGCUGGUGAUCCAGCAGGAGGAGACGGCCGACGCCUCCUGGGCCCUGAGGGAGAUGACCCGGCCCGGACCGGAGCCCGAGACCCCCCAGGUCCAGGUCCAGGUCCAGACCGGCCAGCGGCCCCGCAGGCUGAAGGUGAAGUGGCGGCGGGCGGUGGAGGAGGCGGCCGACUGGUCGCUGCCCCACCAGGUGGACACCCAGGCCGGCCAGCUGGCCUCGUACCUGGAGCGGCUCCGGGCCCGCAUGGUGGACGACCUGGACGCCGCCAGGAGGAACGCCGUCUCCAUCUACCCGGAGGAGUUCGCCGCCUUCCAGGUGUAUGUGGAGAGCUACCACCGCGCCGUGGCCAAGCGCCUACGGACCAUCACGUCCGGACCACUGCAGGUCACCGACGUCUAUGCGCUGCUGGACUGGUUCUACAACAUCUACAACAGGGACGUCCUGGGCUGCAUCGGCGCCACCACCUCCAUCAGCUACACCGGCCUGGACGCGAUUCUGCCCCAGGAGACGGUGGAGCGGCUGGAGCAGGACUGCAUCAGCAUCGUCAGGGACAAGGUGACGACAGAACUGGUCCAGGUUCUGGACGAGGAGGAGAGGAGAUGGGCCCAAACGCUGCACGUAGAGGAGUACCAAACCCCUCUGGCUCGCUCCGUCAUCCAGAGGCUGAAAGUGGACUUGGACCGAUCCACGUCUGUGAACCAGUUCCUGGGAGCCAGAGUAGCUCGCUGUUCUCUGAUCGGACUGGCCGACUUCCUGUACAGGUUCCAGAGGAAAGUGGAAAUCUUCCACGACACCCAGGCCGAGUUCGGAGACCGAGGGGACGGAUACGUGUCCAGGACCAUCGCCCUGGCCAACUGUUGUCCCCCACUCAGGUCGUUGGUGGAGCGGUGCCGGCAGUGUGACCCUCAGGGCAGCGAGGAGUCGGCGCAGAGAGCCGACUCGUACCUGGACCGGGUCAUCAACCAGUCGGUCCGGGUGUUGACGGACCGACUGUUCGACCACAUCAGGCCGUUCUUUGACAAGCUGAUGAAGAGGAAAUGGCUGAACAACACGGAGGCCUUUGAGGCGAUUGAGGCCAGCAUUAAACAACACUUCAAGAAGUUUAAACGGAUGGAUCCUCCUCCGUAUCAGACGCUGGUGGGCGAGGUCCACCGUAGGGUCCUGGUGGAGUACGUUAGAGCCAUCAUGAGAGGACGGGUCAUCUGCACCUCGUCCAAGAUGAGGAAGAGGAUGGCCUUCCGUCUCCAAGAUGAGGCCAAGCAGCUGAAAGGACUUUUCAGAGAUCUGGAAUCCAGCUCGUCCUGGCUGGACAGCAUCCUCUGCCACGUGGCCGACAUCGUCCUCCUGGAGGACACGCCGUCCAUCCAGAUGGAGGUGGCCGUCCUGGUGAAGCACUUCCCAGAUAUUAGGAAGAAGCACGUCUCCACGUUGCUGAACGUGCGGGGGAUGACGCGGCAGGCCGAGCGGCAGGAGAUCCUCAACGUGGUGAAGGACUUGGAGGUUAGCGGCGGCGGCGGCGGCGGCGCGACGCGGGACCGAGCCUUCUUCUCCGACAUCCCCAUCACCUCCGAGGUUCACUGCAUCAGCCUGGGCCUGCUGCGCUUCGCCAUGACCAUCGCUAACUGGUUCUCAGAGCACCGGCCGCGGAGGAACCACCGGACCGGCACCGGCGCCGGGACCGGGGACGCCUUCCCUCCGUCCGCCGACAGCUCGGAGGACUCGAGCAAAACUCCCGGAGACGAGUAAAAGCUCCCCGAGACGAGUAAAAGCUCCCAGAGAGGAGUAGAUGUUUCAAUCUGCCGACAGCUCGGAAGAUAAAGCUCCCAGGGAGGAGUAGAUGCUAGCAGAUGCUAGCAGAUGCUAGUAGAAGCUAGCAGAGCAGCAGAUACUGAUGAGAUGUACUUGCACCUUGAAAUCCCAAAUGUGGUUUCCAGCCACUAAGAGACACGUGACCUCAGGUACUGUUUGUACAUUUCACCAUCACCGCGGAUAUGAGAGACAAUUUACACUUACGGAGAAUUAUCAAGUGUUUUUAAAAUGUUACUUCUUCAUCUUAUCUUUGUACCACAACGUUACAGAAGCAUCGGCUAGAGCAGGGCUGUCCAACCCGCGGCUCGCGAGACUUUAUUUGAUGGUGCAGUGAAAGAAAGACACAAAGAAAGUGGAGGAAAAAUAUAUCGCGACUGGAAUCGAACCCGCGUCGCUGUACAGGGGAAGGUUUACCCGCUGAGCUAUACGGGCGCUAGCGCUCGUGUUUGUGACGGAAAUAACUUGGAGGGAAAAAAAUCCACUCUCAAAAUGGCAGGGAAAAAAUGUACGGCCAAAAGAAAAUAUGAAGAUAAACACAAGAGGUUUUUAUAAUAUAAAUUAAAUAUUCAUAUUUAAGCAAUACAUCACGACAGGCCGUGGUUUACGCUCAUU